Danaus chrysippus (African queen) is the source of this 1161-nucleotide messenger RNA. The record is from the annotation of a GenBank genome assembly. NCBI's taxonomy places the organism in Eukaryota, Metazoa, Arthropoda, Insecta, Lepidoptera, Nymphalidae.
AUGUCCUACUUGGCUGGUGGGAUGGCGAUAUCUAUCCGUGGUCGCCAGGCUAGCCGCAAGGAGGCUCCCAUUCUGGUCGUGGCACCGCAUUCCUCGUUUUUGGACAGCUGUAUAGUGUAUGCGACCAGGAUGUCUUCUGUCAUAGUGAGGAAGGAAAGCAUGGACAAUUAUGUGGGAAAGUUAAUAAACUACACACAGCCGGUGUAUGUGUGGCGGGAUGACCCUAACUCGAGACAGAACACGAUCAAAGAAAUUAUAGAACGAGCCACCUCCAAAGAAGACUGGCCUCAGGUGCUAAUUUUCCCUGAAGGUACUUGCACGAAUCGCUCUUGUCUAAUCACGUUCAAGCCUGGUGGCUUCUACCCUGGGGUACCGGUACAGCCUGUAACGAUCAGGUAUCCCAACGCUAAGGAUACCGUAACAUGGACCUGGGAAGGACCUGGCGCAUUGAAGCUCCUAUGGCUGACGCUAACUCAAGUGCAUAGCUCCUGUGAAAUCGAGUUCCUUCCCGUCUACUAUCCCAGUGAAGAAGAGAAGAAGGAUCCCAAGCUGUACGCACGAAACGUUAGAGAUGUUAUGGCCAAAGCCCUAGGAGUGCCAGUUUUAGACUACACGUAUGAUGACUGUAGACUGAUCGCUCGCGCCAAACAGCUCGGCAUACCUGGCGGAGCGUUAUGUAGGGAGGUCAGCGAACUUAGGGCACAUUUGGGGUUGGACAGUUCCCAAUCAGACUUGGACCCUUCUCCAGGCGCCUGGUAUGACUUGCAACAGUUCGCGCGUCGCCUCGGAACAGACACACAGAACCCACACGCUCGACGGCUUUUCGACAUUUACAAACAGAGGUCCAACGGGCUGGUAUUCUUCCCGGACUACCAGCUGUGCGCGUGUUAUCUGUCUCUACAACAUGAACCUGUCGCGACGCUUCUACAACACGCCUUUAAGCUGUACGAGGCGUCAGGUCGUCUCAGUCGUAACCAGUUCGAGCACGUGGCCGGCCGCUGUCUGGGGCUGUGUGAGGAGGACGCGGGGCACGCCUUCACUCAGGCCGACACGGAUGAGAAGACCUUCAUCACCUACGAUGACUUCAUAAACUUCGCUCAGAAAAAGGCGGAAUACUCAUUCAUCUUCACAAGUGAUUCAACAAAACCUAAGACUCAGUGA